AAGUGUGUGUAGGGCACGGGGAAGUGCGUGCGCAUGCAGUAAGUGGUUCUCAUCAUUUCGGAGUCCCCAGCGAGGCGGAGCGCUUGUCAACCUGUGCCAAAUUGAUCAAUUAACAUACCACAAGGAAGCUUUCAGACCAUUGGUUCCAUCCUGCACCCCUAGCACUGUCAAACCAGCGGGCCUUAUAAGCCGGGGCUCUUGGUGGAGGGAUCAGAUUGUGCAUCCACGGUGCACAGAAAGGACGGACCGUCAUAGAUAGUCGUCUACAGUAGUAUACCACAUAUGUAGAGAUAAAACGUCGACCCUCGGUUAACUUAUUGCUGCUAAGAUUUUUUUGCUGUGAUAUAUUUUUUUUCCUGCGCAAGUAAUAGUUAGGCAUUGUCUUAUCGAAGUCUCCGCUACAAUUGCACAUUUUGGUCUGCGAACUGAGAAGAAAUGGGGGUCAUCACGGUCGUUUUGGUGGUAGGAGCUAUAGGCUUAAGCUGCCUUUAUUGGUACAAGAGAAAACGUAAACAGAACAUCUUCAAACAGAUGGGAAUUAAAGGACCCGAACCUAAUUUUCUGUUCGGCAAUCUACAUCAGUUAGGAGAAGAAAAGUUAUUGUACCAAAGAUAUCGAGAAUGGACGAAACAAUACGGGAAGGUGUAUGGGUAUUACGAAGGCUCCACCCCAGUCUUAGUAACGUCCGAUCUGGAAAUACUAAAGCAAGUUUUUAUAAAGCAGUUCAGCAAUUUUCAUGGCAGAAAGUUGUUUCCCCUGCAACCGCAUCCUGACACCGGGAGAGAGUGCCAUAUGCUGCUUACACGCGGAGACCGCUGGAAGAGACUGAGAACGAUAAUAAACCCAACUUUUAGUGCAUCAAAAAUGAAACAGAUGUGUCCUUUGGUCAAUAAAUGUGUUGACGUAUUUAUGGAAAAGAUUGAAGAAGAACGAACAAAUACGACAGAUGUUGAUUUGACAAAGUUAACAAAGCGUUUGACAAUGGAUGUGAUAAGCGAGUGCGCGUUUGGUGUGGAAAUACAAUGCCAGCAGCAACCAAACCAUCCAUUUUUACAAAGAUCAGCUAAAUUGUUUGAAAUUGCAACAGAAAGACCUUUCCUUUUGUUUACUGCCAUUUUGUUCCCAGAAUUAUCCCGGUUUUGGUGGGGGAUGCACCAACUUAUGGGCAUGUUCCGAGAGGAUGCCUUUAAAUGGCUCGCUCAGCAACUAGAAGAAGUCAUUAAUCUCAGGCGAAAAGAUCAAAAUCAUCGUCGCGUCGAUCUCCUGCAACUAAUGAUCGAUGCAGAGAAGUAUCCAAUUCACGAACUGCGCACAUCUCAACUCACCAUGACGUCAGACCAGAGUUCUUCCACUGAAGAUAAGCGCAGCAGAAGUAGCUCUUCAGACUUCAAUUGUAACCGUUACAGCACUCCCAACGGCUACACAAAUGGACACGUCAAUGGCUACGUCAGUGAACAUCAGACCCUAGCCAAUGGCCAUACGAAUGGACAUCUUAAUGGGCAUCUGAACGGGGCCUCAAAUGGACAUAAAAAUGGCCUUAAUGGAUAUAAAAAUGGUGCCAGCAAUGGUCACGUGAAUGGUAUCACCAAUGGUCACGUGAGUGGCGUCAAUAAUGGUCACGUGAACGGCACUACUACUAGUUUGAACGCAUCCACAAAUGGAAUCAACGAAGAAAGGGGCCAUCCUAAAAAUGGCGUCACGACGGGUCCCCAUAGCAACGUAAAUUUUGAUUUGAGUGAUGAAGUUUUUGACGAAAAAAAGCCAACGAAAUCAGGACUCACAAAAGAGGAAAUAAAGAACCAAAGCGUGCUAUUCCUAUUAGCUGGUUAUGAAACUUCGAAUACCCUGAUGCAGUUUCUGCUGUACGAACUAGCAAUGAACCCGUCAAUACAAGACAAAUUGCUGGCAGAAAUUGACGAACAGUAUGAAGAAAAUGAAGUGCCAACAUACGAGACCGUAACUCGUUUAAUUUACCUAGAUAUGGUGAUCUCUGAGACUUCAAGGUUAUAUCCCAUCUCAGCACUAUUCAUUAGCAGAAGGUGUAUGGAAUCGUGUGUGGUCAGCGGAAUCAGUAUACCCGAGGGGGUCACCGUCCAAGCAGACGUUUGGUCAAUUCAUAGAGACCCAGACGUAUGGGGAGAUAACCCAGAUACAUUUGACCCAGAAAGAUUUAGCCUUGAAAACAAAGUCAACCGUCACCCUUUAGCAUGGAUACCGUUUGGGGCUGGACCCCGAAACUGUGUGGGCAUGCGAUUUGCUUUGAUGGAAAUGAAAAUUACGCUAGUCAGAAUGCUACAGAAGUACACAAUCAAUAAGAGUGUGAACACACCCGAGAAAUUGACUCUAAGAGAAGGGGGCGCCAUAGUACCGCUGGAACACAUUGUGCUUUCGAUGGAGAGGCGGAGAAGGAUCCCCGCAACAGACUGAAUUUAUGGGAGAGAAACUACGAGAGAGUCUUAAGGCGGAGCUCUUAACAGUUCAAUUUCUAACUUACACCAAAGGGUUUAGUGGCAGAGCAUAAUGCAAAUUAAAGGACCGUCCGAAAUAGACAAACAAACAAAUUUAACAAUCUGCUCAUUAGAGAGAGGCGAUUGUUAAGAAAGAGAGAGGAUCAAGAACAAGAAUUUGCCAUGCUGUGUUCACGUGCACAAAUAAGGUGAAAAUCUGGAUGAAGUGGUCUGUUCCGUCACAACAGACCAUGAAUUUUAUGGGGGAGGGGGGAAUUAUUCAAAGCAGUAUUGGACAUAUGUUACUGUUUUUCUUGACUGCAUGCAUUUAUUCAUUAUCAGGUGCAAGAAAAUGGUUGUUAAAAUCAAAAACGUACACAACUUAUGGAUUGUGAUACUUUCUGAUUCAUUAAUCUUUUUUUUUUGUAUAUUUAUUUAUUGUAGAAUUAUAUGCCAAAGAUUUAAUUAUACGUGUGGAUGUAUUCGUAUGCCUAUAUAGAUGACGACGUUUGGCUCCUGCUUUUUGGGAUAACUUAAAAAGUGGAAACGUUAUCCUGGUCAGUAUUAAUCUUUCCCUGCUUUAGCUGACAGGGAAAAGCUUAGUGGAUUACGACGUAAAAAAGCAUGACCUUUGAAUUAAUGUUGAAAUCUAACAGAUAAAUUAUUUCCAUUUUCAUUUGCAAAUAUUUAACAGAAAAAAAAGAAGUUGUUAAAUUGUCACCAAGUGGUUUGCGCCAAAGGACUCUUUGUGACUGACACUGCUAGUUAUAUUUAUUCAAAUUAACUGAACAGAAACGAAUCUGCAUCGAAAAAUUAGACCAAAGCAAUGAAUCGAUGAAUGUUUCAUACAAGGUUGGUCAAGAAAUUAUUAACUCUCUGGUUCUUGUCAAUACGACAGUUUAUUUUUUUAACUUUUUCCCCGAUGUAUGUUGAUGCUAAUUUGACCUACCUCAUUACGACUACCAAUGGGUUUGGUUAUGAAAAAAUCAAAAGAGUAAUCCACUAAUAAAUUAUCGUAUUUAUAUGCGCUAUUUAUAUAUGUCAUAUUUAUAGAUGUUGAAUUGGGUGCGUAGACAUAGCAUCAAUGCAAAUAAAUGUAUAUUGAAGACAAUGAUAUAAACGUGAACUUACGUAUAUGAGUGAAAUUAUUUCUGUAUAAUAUAACAUUUAGCGUGAUGAACUGUACAUCAACAAACAAUUAAUGAUAUUUUAUUUGAUGAAUAUAUUUUUGUAAUUUUGUAGUCUCUCGCCUGCAUGUCAUUUUCUGUUUGAAAGGUAGUGUGCAUUACGCAUUAUAUCAAAGUCCAUGGUGCAAAAUAAAUGUAUGUUUGCUAUACGCCCCUAGUUGCCAUUCAGUCACAGAAUUUGGUUAUAAGAUAGAUGAAGGUGAAGAUGCACAAAUAUCCCAAUUUUCCAUAGCUGAUUCAUUUUACCUCAAGUUCUUGUAGGUUGUUUGUCCACAUCCAUGGGUCCUUUAGUUUUCCUUUUUAACUGCAUAUCGUGAAAUGGGGUCUCGUUAUAAUUAAGCACAAAUGUGUAAAUGUUUUUGACUAUGACAUUUAUAUAUAAUAUAUUAACGUAUAUUAAAAUGUAUUGUUGAAUAAAUUACAACUCUAUG
Molecule: messenger RNA, 4065 nt
Organism: Lingula anatina
Lineage: Eukaryota; Metazoa; Brachiopoda; Lingulata; Lingulida; Lingulidae
Product: cytochrome P450 3A24
Molecular function (GO): iron ion binding; heme binding; steroid hydroxylase activity
Source: RefSeq, a predicted model, not a curated record